Molecule: messenger RNA, 2607 nt
Organism: Toxoplasma gondii ME49
Lineage: Eukaryota; Apicomplexa; Conoidasida; Eucoccidiorida; Sarcocystidae
Gene: AP2XI5
Product: AP2 domain transcription factor AP2XI-5
Exons: 2
Coding region: 1-2607 (868 amino acids)
Biological process (GO): regulation of DNA-templated transcription
Molecular function (GO): DNA-binding transcription factor activity
Source: RefSeq, a predicted model, not a curated record
AUGAUGGAUGCUAGGGUGGAGGAGACUACAAGGCAGAGCGAAAGCGGGAAAGUCUUCGAAGCAACAACAGACCUCCCUCCGACUGUUUCCUCAAUUGACGAGAGCGUUCCCUCUUCGACAAGCGACUUUUCCGCGCCUGUCAGUGACACGGGUUCUCUGGCAGGUAAAAAAAGUCUUGAAAGGGGCUCGCUGUCCCCCCGAUCUUCUUGUGUAGACAACCCGGAGUUUCCCGUGGAUCGCGGAGAGCCUGGGCAGACGGCGGAGCUUCUGCCGGACGGGCGAGCGACGGUAGCUGCGACAGCGAUUCUCGAAACGCGUAUACCAGCAGCCCGCACGGGUGAAUCCACUUUUCAUUUGUGUCAGUCUCUCGAACAAAAAGACUUGCCGCGGACCGUUUUGUUGGAGAACCCCGAGGCUCCGGUACCGGGAACCACGUCGCAGUCGCAGCCGCGAGACACCGAGUACGUUGCGUCUGUGCACACUUCAUCGGGUGUACAUACACCUGGCCCGCAGCUAGCUGGCGCCUCGCAGAGCGUGGACGGAUUGCGAGGUUUGUCGAAGCAGGAUUCCGUCGGCGACGCGAAGUCGGUUACGCGGUCUUUCCCCGAGGGUACCUCUCGGCAGUCGACUGCAGGAAGUCCGGUGGAAGUUCGCUUCCCCGUCGCGUGUGGACAGCAGGUCUCGCCAGCAUCCUCACGGUGCGCUGCCUCGUUGUCGGGAGCGGCGUCGAACGAGGACGGAGCCCCGUUUUCUCGCGCUGCGCCCCAGAUGGAGCGACUGGAGGAGAAUUGCGGAGACGCCGCGGCGACGCCGGCGCCUCUCCCCUCCGGCAGCGGGACCGGCGCCCAAGGACCUUGCUUGAUGGGAGCUAACAUGCAGAGUCCGUCUCCCAAUGAGACUCCCGAAGACGAAGCCGCACUUGCAGACGCCAACCUGCAGGCGGGGGCCCUUCCGGCAUCGACGGGUGGAUCCGAAGAGGCCUUCGGCGCGACUGCAUGGCGCAAGAACGCGAGCGACAGAGACACCUCGGGGACGCACUCGACUGGCGGCGAGAAGGAAGAGAUGAAGGAGGAGAAAGUCGACUACUUGCAGAGCGAGCGAAUCGAGGAUAACGGCGAACCGACUGCGCCGGCGAAACGCAGGAAAAAAGAGGACGAAGACGACCGAUUUUCGCUCGGCUCCACGUUCCCCGCGCCGGCGCCGCCCGCGAACGCCUCGGCGCCGUCCGCCCAGGUGAAUGCGGCGAACUCUCAACAGGUCUUUCAUCAGGGAACUGCAUGCCAUGCUCCAGGCUGGGCUCAAGCCCCCCAAGGGCCUCUCCAGGAAGAAGAACAAGCCGAAGGCAGCGACGGCCUCGCCGCGCCCCUCUCUCCGGGUCAGUCGUGCCCCCCGCGAGGCGGCGCCGUGGCGCCAGGCCGCGUUCCAGUCGCAGGUGAAAAGUAUGCUCAGUGGCUGGACGCCAUCUACACCGUCUGUUUAAAAAUUGACGACUUGUGUGCGAAGCUGGAUCCGGAGUUCCCCAACGCGAUGGCCCUCUGGGAACAGAGAGGCCCCGGCAUCGACGGCGCGAGGUCGCUCUUCGUGAACGGAGGAUGCCCCGGUGGCUACGGCUCUGGAGGCGUAGAUCCGACUCAGCGGGCCUUCGACAACAUGAAUCCAGGCGACGCGUCUCCGCCGUUUGGAGUCAUGGGGGAGUAUUCGACCGCGGGUUCCCACUGUACGGGGAUGUACUCUUUGGGCGGCGGUACGCCGGCGCAUGCGUCAACGCUCCCUGGCUCGGGCGCCUGGGCCGGGGGGGCGGGCAGCUUGAAGAAGCGGGGGCGAAAGGACCGGCCGCCCACUAGUCGGCCGGGUGCGGCGGCGACUUCUCCCCCCUCGUCGCUGCUUUCUUCGUCUCUCUUCGGGCCUCGCGGGGCCUCCGGGGGCCUCGUGCCUCUGUCGACACAGGGGGGCCAGGCCCCGCACCUCGGGAGCGGCGCGGCGAGUAUGUUGCACCAGCUGCAGGGCCGAGAUACCUCGCAGCUCCUGGGGGCCUCUUCGCUCUCCAACGACAUGUUCGUGGCGUCUCAGCGGCCUCCCCAGGGACCUGGAGCCGGCAACCUCGGCGCAGGCGCCCGGAGUUCCGGGGCGCAUGCAGGGCUCGGCGCCACGGGGGCCAACAGCGGCCACGGCGCGCAUUUUUUGCCGCACUUGUCUUCUCAGCUGAGCCCGACGGGGCGCGAGCGGGUGGACCCGGCGCCUGCCGCGGCCCCCGAGAGCGAGUACGAGUACCUUUUGCAUUUGCCGGAACAAGAGGGUCCGAAUCCGGAGAACGCGACCGACCUGAAGUGCGAUGUCGCUGGGGUCUACUGGGACAAGCGGUCGUGGAUCGCCUCAUGGUACGAGGGCGGUAAGCGGUACUACAAGUCCUUCUCUGCGAAGACCCACGGCUUCUACAGAAGCAAGUACUGGGCGAUCAAGGUUCGCCUCAGCAAGGUGCAGAACAGCAACCUCCUUGUCAACAAAGGCGCUAAAAACAAAGACCGCGGGAGCAGCGCCGCCGCCCACUCAGCCAGUGCCGGAGGGUACGGACGAAACCAAGUUGACGACUCCAGUGGAUAUCGGUGA